Messenger RNA from Acaulospora morrowiae, 342 nucleotides. The record is from the annotation of a GenBank genome assembly. NCBI's taxonomy places the organism in Eukaryota, Fungi, Glomeromycota, Glomeromycetes, Diversisporales, Acaulosporaceae.
AUGAAUGAUAAUGUUGAGUGCACACUCGACCGUACCUUUGUACCCCGGGGUCGAAGGCCUAACAAUAAGUCGGAUCAACAACAUUACGAUACGUUGCUUGAAAUGGACCCUGUUGCUUCAGAUAUUCAAGCAACCCCGCCUCCUAUCACAUCGUCUGAUCAUAAUCAACAAACACCGAUCAAUAACAAUGAUCAAUAUUAUGUUGAUCAUGCUUUCAUUCAGCAACCUGUCUUCGAUGCAGAUGUCGCCGAGAGUCCACAAGCUUCUCACAACUACCAACUCUAUCAAUAUGAUGGUCAAUACAAUAUCUUAGUAAUCAAUGAUGAUUUUUUUAUUGAAUGA